Messenger RNA from Nelumbo nucifera (sacred lotus), 1170 nucleotides. RefSeq lists its product as uncharacterized. The record is from RefSeq and is a predicted model, not a curated record. NCBI's taxonomy places the organism in Eukaryota, Viridiplantae, Streptophyta, Magnoliopsida, Proteales, Nelumbonaceae.
CUCUCUCUCCAGCUCAAAAUCAUUCCUUUCAUGGUUUGAAGUUUGAACCCCAUCAUCUCUUAAUUAAGUCGUAAAGCUCUCUCUUGUCAUCCUUUACUCCUGAGUUUAAACUUUGUGUAAGAAAGAAGGAAAGAUGGUGAAGAACAAUAACAAGAAUAUUGGCGUUCGUAGUUCAACUCCAGCGCGCUCAUACUACAGCCUCUGUGGGGUUAGAGCUGUUCUCAUAACUCGUAGGAAUAGUCCCCAAGAUCUAAUCCUGCGUCGUCUCAGACGAUACCUUCUCUACUGUAAGCUCAGAUCUUUGAUACCCCCAAAUCUUCAGCUAAGGACUGAAGGUGGGCUUGGAGGAGCAAAUGGAGUUGAGGUGGAGCAUCACGAAACCCAGUUGGGCGAUUCAUCUGAUGAGGAAAAUUGCAGUAUAGAAAUGGGUUUAGACGACUCUGGCAAAUCUCAUGGAAACAAUCAGAAAGAAAAUCAUAAUAAGAAGGGUACUGAGGAAGAUGAUGAUCAGGAGUUACAACCUUUUGUUCCUUCUAUCAAAUUCACAAGGUUUGACAGUUCCCUUCUUAUCAGUACUGUAGUGCUCAAAGACAUCGCUUUGACCUCGGUCCUCUUCCACAUUCUAGAAGAAGAGAAGCUCGCUAUUGUGUCUGAGAAUCAGUACAGAACAGAAACCAAAGUUUCUCAUACCGUUCUGGUGAGAGUGAAGCCGGAUUACGACGUAGAUGAAUUGGAGAAGAAGCUUUGCAGGUGGGCAGGGAAGCCCAUUUAACAAGCCUGUGCGUGUAGAGUUCCGAUGGAUAUGCCAUCACAUCCUCUUUAACUGAAAGUUGGCCGUGGAUGGAUUCGUUCUGCUUAAUUACUCACUAAUUCGUCAUUUGUUAUCUUGUUCAGUUUAUUGACUCAUCAGUCAUCUAAAAGUCUAGAAUUAAUUUAUACCUCUAGCUAGUUGAUUUAGAUAGAAAAUAACCUUGACAAUACUUCCCCUUUUAUCUCUCUCAGAAUUUGAGAACCCGUUUAUACAUAGGAGUAUAAGAAGGAUUCAUAGGGUGUUGUGGUGGCAAGUAUAUCUGUUUGAGGGUGAAAUCCUUCUCGAUUGUAAGGUUUGAACUUUGAUAUGAUAUGACACUUUUAUUUAAUUUAAGCAUCAAACCAACCUUUUUCUCCUUA